UGCGCCCCCAGACAUGAUCAAAGGGAAAUCAAGGAUCGGCAACUUCAUGCUCCACAUCAUCCAGCAGUUGAUGUCAAUUCACUCAUUGUCAAAAGCCCUUCCUUGACUGAUAAUCCAAGGCUCUCACUCCGCUUGCAUCUACAACCAUGCACUUUCUUGCUCUUCUUCCUCUAUUAGCCACUUCGGCUUCAGCUCUUGCUUUUCCCGGUGCUGAAGGAUUUGGCCGCAACGCUGUUGGUGGACGAGGCGGUUCAGUCUAUGUCGUCACAAAUCUAGACAAUGCGGGUCCUGGCUCUCUGCGAGACGCCGUCUCAAAACCGAACCGGAUAGUCGUAUUUUCUGUCGGCGGCCUCAUUAACAUCACUGACCGCAUUGUCGUAUCCAAACGCGUGACCAUCCUAGGACAAACCGCCCCCGGUGGCGGAAUAACAGUCUAUGGAAAUGGCUGGAGCUUCAGCAAUGCCGACGACGCCAUCGUACGCUAUAUUCGUAUCCGCAUGGGCAAAAAGGGAAGCAGUGGUAAAGACGCUAUCACUAUAGCAGAAGGACACAACAUGAUUUUCGAUCACGUUUCUGUCUCGUGGGGCCGCGACGAGACUUUCUCCAUCUCAGGCUCUGAAGUUGGAAACAUCACGGUACAAAACAGCAUCAUAGCCGAGGGUCUAGAAACGCACUCGUGUGGUGGCUUGAUGCAGACUGCUCUCGGUAAUGGCAUCAGUCUAUUUCGUAACUUGUACAUUGACAACAAGACGCGAAACCCUAAAGUCAAGGGUACAAAUGAUUUCACCAACAACGUGAUUUACAAUUGGGGCGGUGGGGGUGGUUACAUUGCUGGCGAUUCGAGCGAAAGGAGCGAGGCAAACAUUGUUGGGAAUUACUUUAUCAGUGGACCCAGCACAACCGUUCCGGCUUUCACGCGGGGCAACGAUUUAUUCAACGGAUUCGUCCAGGGCAACUUUUACGAUUCUGGCAAAGACGGCGUGCUGAAUGGAAAGGAGCUGGGUGUCACCAAGGAAAACUAUGGUGGCAUGAACAUCAAGGGGGCCAAGUUCGCAUACCCGGCUCCGGCAAAGAUCUUGUCGGCAAACGAGGCGCUGGCACUUGCAGAGAAGGGUGCAGGUGCAAGUAAAGUCCGUGAUUCGGUUGAUCAACGGCUCAUUGCUGAGUUGAAGAGUUAUGGCAAGCUGGGACAAUUGAUUAGCGAUGAGAAUGCCGCUCCGAUGAACGGCCCAGGAACUAUCGACGGAGGAAAGAAGUGGGUGGAUGCAAAUGGCAACGGGAUACCAGAUGAUGUCGAGUCGCAGUUUAAAAACGUGGAGGACUGGGCUAAUAGUUUGGUGCCGGUUUCGUACUAGGUCGAACGGUUUCUUUUCUUGUAUAUAUUUCCUAGAAGUAUGAUAGUUGGUGCAUCGACUAUAUGGGCUAUUUCUAAAGUGACUUGAUACAGGAAUUUUUCCACAGAAAAAGUGAAGUAGUCGAUCAACGGGAAAAUCUCAAGAAAGCUUCUUGGGCACUAAAACUUGAAAACUUCUUAUUAAGAUGGUACAUGAAUUGAGAAGGAAUUGUUUUU
This is a messenger RNA of Bipolaris sorokiniana ND90Pr, 1570 nucleotides long. Its product is annotated as polysaccharide lyase family 1 protein. The record is from RefSeq and is a predicted model, not a curated record. Bases 147 to 1355 code for a protein of 402 amino acids. The transcript has a single exon. NCBI's taxonomy places the organism in Eukaryota, Fungi, Ascomycota, Dothideomycetes, Pleosporales, Pleosporaceae.